AUGGCCGCCCCCAAGCGCCCGAACUUCCUUGUCAUUGUUGCGGACGACCUGGGCUUCAGUGACAUUUCUCCCUUCGGCGGCGAGAUCAACACUCCCAACAUUGCGAAGCUCGCGCAAAAUGGCAUCCGUUUCACGGAUUUCCACGCUGCUGCGGCCUGCUCCCCGUCGCGUGCCAUGAUCAUGACUGGCACCGACCACCACAUUGCAGGCCUUGGAAACCUCAUUGAGUGGACCAACAUCAGCGGACAGAAUGACCCCAAGGGCGGCAUGUCAACAGCUCCUCAGCGCGGAAUGCCGGGCUACGAAGGCUACCUCAACGAGCGUGUGGCCGCGCUGCCCGAGAUCCUUCGUGACGCCGGCUAUUUGACCCUCAUGGCGGGAAAGUGGCACCUGGGCCUGACUCCCGAACGCUCCCCCAAGGCUCGUGGCUUCGAACGUAGCUUUGCCCACCUUCCCGCGUGUUCGAACCAUUAUGCAUACGAGCCCCAGCUCCAGUCUCCUGAUAAGAUCCCCGAGUUCAUGACCAUGAGCUUCAUCGCGCUACACAGUGAGGAUGGGAAUUACGUGAAGAAGCUGCCCGAUGGCUGGUACAGCAGCGACGGCUACGGUGACAAGAUGCUGCAAUACUUGAAGGAGAGAAAAGAGAGCGGCGACGAGCGUCCUUUCUUUGGUUACUUCCCUUUCACUGCUCCCCAUUGGCCGCUUCAGGCGCCCAAGGAGUACAUUGAGAAGUACAAGGGUGUCUACGACGAUGGCCCGGAUGCUCUUCGCCUGAAGCGGCUGCAGCGUCUCAAGGACUUGGGAAUGAUCCCCCAGGAUGUUGAGCCCCAUCCAGUGGUUGCGGAAGAGGUGAAGGAGUGGAACGAUUUGACGCCCGAAGAGAAGGCCAAGUCCUGCCGCGCCAUGGAAGUGUUUGCUGCCAUGGUUGAAUGCAUUGACGUAAACGUCGGCAAGGUCGUUGACUACCUACGCGAGACUGGCGAGCUGGACAACACGUUUGUCUGCUUCUUGUCCGAUAACGGUGCCGAAGGCGCUGCCUACGAGGCCUACCCCAUGGUCCAAGGCAGCAUGCUCCAGCACCUCAAGAAGUACUACAACAAUUCGCUCGACAACCUUGGCGCCGGAGACUCGUUCAUCUGGUACGGUCCGCGCUGGGCUCAAGCUGCGACGGCGCCCUCACGCCUGUACAAGGCCUACACCACUGAAGGUGGAGUGCGUGUUCCCUGUGUCGCGCAAUUCCCCAAGAACUUCCAAGCGACGGAACGCAAUGGUAGCAUCACAGACGCAUUCGCCACCGUUAUGGACCUCGCACCCACCAUACUCGACAUGGCUGGUGUCAAGCACCCAGCCCCGACUUUCCAAGGACGGGAAGUCGUGAGCAUGCGUGGCAAGUCGAUGCUACCGUUCGCCAAAUCCACAGAUACGCCCCGCAUCCACGCUGAGGAUUUUGUCAACGGCUGGGAAACAUGUGGUCGUGCCGCGUGCCGCAAGGGAGACUGGAAGAUCGUUUACAUCCCCAAGCCUAAGGGUCCCGAGCGCUGGCAGCUGUACAACCUGCGCGCGGACCCAGGCGAGGUGCACGACUUGGCGGAGAAGGAGCCUGAGAAACUCAAGGAGCUGUUGAAGCUGUGGGAUGACUACGUCCUGGAGACAGGUGUCAUCCCGCUCGCGCCGGAGCUGGGUCACUUCCUGAAGGCGACGGAAGAGCAGAUGCCGGAGAAUGCGUGGAUGGAGUAUGAAUACUGGAAGGAUGGUGCGCGUGACGACGAGACCAGGCACCAGUUCUUCAAGAACCCACCUAGGUUCAAGAGGGAGGUAAAGCAGUUCUAA
Messenger RNA from Lasiodiplodia theobromae, 1830 nucleotides. RefSeq names its product Arylsulfatase. The coding region runs from base 1 to 1830 and encodes 609 amino acids. The transcript has 2 exons. The record is from RefSeq and is a predicted model, not a curated record. Gene Ontology annotation, molecular function: arylsulfatase activity. NCBI's taxonomy places the organism in Eukaryota, Fungi, Ascomycota, Dothideomycetes, Botryosphaeriales, Botryosphaeriaceae.